Messenger RNA from Vespa mandarinia (Asian giant hornet), 2331 nucleotides. It is a transcript of the gene ArgRS, whose product is annotated as arginine--tRNA ligase-like protein. The record is from RefSeq and is a predicted model, not a curated record. Gene Ontology annotation, cellular component: cytoplasm. Gene Ontology annotation, biological process: arginyl-tRNA aminoacylation. Gene Ontology annotation, molecular function: ATP binding; arginine-tRNA ligase activity. Lineage: Eukaryota; Metazoa; Arthropoda; Insecta; Hymenoptera; Vespidae.
GUAAAUUACAAUAAUGUACAGAAUUUAUUAAUCUCUUACUUUUGAUUUUAGAAUUUAGAAUAAUAGAUUAGAUAAAAAUUUCGAAUAAAUUUGAAAUUUAUUCAAAUAUCUUUUUUAUCAAAUUUGUGAUUGAAUAAAUGUAUCUUAAAAAGAAUAACCUUGAAUUUUGGAUAAGACGUGUCUGCCCAUUUUAUGUUAUCCACGUGGUGUAAUUAUUAAAGUAUUAAAAUCUAUUUGAUAUAAUGUCUGUCUUGAAUAUAGAUGCCUUUAAUAAAAGAGCCACUGAAGCGGAAGAGCAAAUAGAAGUUUUGAAAAAGGAAAUCGAAUAUUUGCGUGAAAGUAUCACAAACCAAAAUGUUCAAAAAUGUGAUAUUUCGAAAGAAGAAUAUACGAAUUUGCAGCAAGAAAAUCUGAAAUUAAAAUAUAGAAUUAACAUACUUAAAAAGGCUAUUGAAACAAAAAGAUCUAAACCACAAACCCAAAUAAUGUCUGUUUUAACUGACACAUCUGUUAGUAAUGGCAUUAGUAUAUUGGAAAUAUUAUUUAAUUUAUUUCAAAAUGCUAUUGCUGCCGCUUACCCAAACUUGGUAGAUCCACCAAUAGUUAUUGCAGUAUCAUCCAAUGCUAAAUUUGGAGAUUAUGAAUUUAGCAGUUCUAUGCAAAUUGUUAGAUUAUUAAAUACUAGUGGUACUAAAACAAAUCCAAGAGAAGUUGCAAAUAAUAUUUUAGCAGAAGUGCAGUUAUCUCCACUUAUUGAAAAAUUAGAAAUUGCUGGUCCAGGUUAUAUAAAUGUAUUUUUAAAACGUGAAUUUGCACAACAAGUGUUGAAGACAAUUAUAAAGGCAGGAACAGUAUUUCCCCCAUAUAUGGAUAAGAAAAAAAUAGUUGUAGAUUUUUCAAGUCCUAAUAUUGCUAAAGAAAUGCAUGUUGGACAUUUAAGAUCUACAAUUAUCGGUGACAGUAUUUGUAGAUUACUAGAAUAUCUAGGUCAUAAUGUUUUAAGAAUAAAUCAUGUAGGUGAUUGGGGAACACAAUUUGGUAUGUUAAUAGCUCAUCUACAGGACAAAUUUCCAGAUUAUUUAACUGUAUCUCCACCAAUUGCUGACCUUCAGAAUUUUUACAAAGAAUCAAAAACAAGAUUUGACGCAGAUGAAGAAUUUAAGAAACGUGCAUAUAAUUGUGUCGUUAAACUGCAGUCCUUCGAUACUGACAUAAGCAAAGCUUGGCGGUUAAUUUGUGAUAUAUCUAGAAAAGAGUUUGAAAAAUUAUAUGCUCGACUUGAUAUUAAGAUCAUAGAGAGAGGAGAAUCAUUUUACCAAAAGAAAAUGGAAGAAUUAGUAAGGGAAUUAGAAUCUCAAAACUUUUUAGAGGAAGACAUGGGUCGUAAAAUAUUAUGGGGAGAAGAUCAUAGUGGUAUACCUUUCACAAUCGUAAAAUCAGAUGGUGGUUUCACUUAUGAUACAUCAGACAUGGCUUGCAUCAAACAUCGUGUUCAAGAUGAAAAAGCAGAUUGGAUAAUAUAUGUAACAGAUUCAGGGCAAUCGGUACAUUUUCAAACAUUACUUAAAUGUGCAAAGAGAGUGGGUAUUCUUCCAUUAAAUGUUAGAGUAGACCAUGUUGGAUUUGGUGUAGUUCUUGGAGAAGACAAAAAGAAAUUUAAAACACGAUCUGGUGAUACUGUUAAGUUAUUAGAUUUAUUAGAUGAAGGUGUAAAUAGAUCACUACAAAAACUUCAAGAAAAGGGGCGUGACAAAGAACUUACAGAAGAAGAACUUAAAGCAGCUCAAGAAUCCAUUGCUUAUAGUUGCAUUAAAUAUGCAGAUUUAUGUCAUAAUAGAAAUCAUGAAUAUGUAUUUUCAUUUGACAAAAUGUUAGAUGAUAAGGGAAAUUCUGCAGUAUAUUUGCUUUAUGCACUUACCAGAAUUCGUUCAAUUGCUAGAAAUGCUAAUAUUUCUCAAAAACAGUUAAAGGAAGUUGUAGAAGAAAUUCCAAUAUCUCUAAACCAUGAAAAGGAAUGGAAGUUAGCUAAGGUUCUGCUAAAGUUUCCUGAUAUAUUACUUAAAAUAACUAAAGACUUGCACUUACAUCAACUUUGUGAAUAUUGCUAUGAUAUUUCUACUAGUUUUUCUGAAUUUUACGAUAAUUGUUACUGUGUCGUAAAAAAUCAAGCUGGUGAAAUAAUUGAAGUAAAUAUGAGUCGCAUAUUAUUGACAGAAGCAACUGCUAUUAUAAUGGAACAAUGCUUUCUCAUACUCGGUAUUAAACCCCUUACGCGUAUGUAAUAAACGAUGGUAUUAAAAAAUAAAAAAAAAAGCAUAUUUGUAUUUUUCA